Molecule: messenger RNA, 2183 nt
Organism: Toxorhynchites rutilus septentrionalis
Lineage: Eukaryota; Metazoa; Arthropoda; Insecta; Diptera; Culicidae
Gene: Slh
Product: protein sly1 homolog
Exons: 6
Coding region: 139-2040 (633 amino acids)
Biological process (GO): endoplasmic reticulum to Golgi vesicle-mediated transport; intracellular protein transport
Cellular component (GO): cytosol; Golgi membrane
Molecular function (GO): syntaxin binding
Source: RefSeq, a predicted model, not a curated record
CGUCAUUUGAAUAUUAUUGUCCACGAAUAUGUUUUAUCAGCGAGAAGUGUAAAUUUGAUUUUCGAUAUUAACCAUUUAGUUUUUUAAUAUUCCAAGUUAAAUAUUUGUUAGUGUGUAGUAACUCGAGGCGGUGGCGAGAUGUUGACGUUGAAAGAUAGACAAAUAAAUGCAAUCAAGCAAAUGUUAAAUCUGAAUCAACCCCAAACCAAGGCACUGGCUGCGGAACCGGUGUGGAAGAUCUUAAUCUACGAUCGAAUUGGGCAGGACAUUAUUUCGCCCCUCAUUGCGAUUCGGGAACUGCGCGAGCUCGGAGUCACUCUGCAUAUUCAGCUGCACUCGGAUCGCGAUUCGAUACCAGACGUUCCAGCGAUUUACUUCUGUGCUGCUACGGAAGAAAAUUUGGGACGGAUAGCGCAAGAUUUUCAGAAUGGGCUCUACGAUGUGUACCAUUUGAAUUUUAUUUCACCAAUCUCGCGGCAGCGAUUGGAGGAUCUAGCGGCUGCAGCUCUAAAUGCGGGGUGUGUAGCGAACAUUCACAAAGUGUAUGAUCAGUACGUAAAUUUUAUCACUCUUGAAGAUGAUAUGUUCGUUCUGAAGCAUCAGAAUAGUGAUUCGCUAUCGUAUUAUGCAAUUAAUCGAGCGAAUACACAAGACUACGAGAUGGAGGGCAUAAUGGAUAGCAUUGUAGAUAGUUUGUUUUCAGUGUUUGUGACGUUAGGAAGCGUUCCGAUAAUUAGGUGUCCGAAAAAUACUGCCGCGGAAAUGGUUGCGCGAAAGCUAGAGAAGAAGCUUCGCGAAAAUCUUUGGGAUGCUCGGAAUAAUCUAUUUCACAUGGAUGCCACUCAGACAGGAGCAUUUAGUUUUCAACGGCCUCUGUUGAUACUCAUGGAUCGAAAUGUCGAUAUGGCUACUCCUUUGCACCACACUUGGACAUAUCAGGCAUUGGCUCAUGACGUGUUGGAAUUAUCGUUGAACCGGGUAAUCGUUGAAGAUGAUAACGACAAGUCGUCGGUCACUGGCGCCAAAUCCAAAAUGAAGGCUUGUGAUUUGGAUUCGAGGGAUAAAUUUUGGGGUUCCCACAAAGGCAGUCCCUUUCCAACUGUAGCGGAAGCCAUACAGGAAGAGUUGGAACAAUAUCGUUCGUCUGAAGACGAAAUUAAGAAGUUGAAAUCGACGAUGGGUAUCGAUGGUGAAUCCGAUGUGGCUUUCUCAAUGGUUAAUGAUAACACAGCCCGGCUGACCAACGCGGUGAAUUCUUUGCCGCAACUCAUGGAGAAGAAACGGCUUAUUGAUAUGCACACGAAAAUUGCAACGGCAAUAUUGAACUUUAUCAAAGCUCGACGGCUGGACUCGUUCUUCGAAUUGGAAGAGAAAAUUAUGUCCAAACAGGCACUGGAUAGAGCAUUACUCGAAGUUAUGAAGGACCCGGAAUUUGGUACCCCGGAAGACAAGAUGAGGCUGUUCAUUAUUUACUAUAUUUGCACGAAUGUCGCCGAAGCGGAAUAUCAGAAGCUGGAACAAGUGUUGAAAGAAUGCGGAUGUGACCUGGCGCCGAUGCCGUACAUUCAACGGUGGAAGAGCAUUAUGAAAAGUACCGUGUCAAAUCCCAACCAAUACGAAGGUAGUGGAACCAAAACAGUAUCGAUGUUCUCCAAACUGGUCACCCAAGGGUCGUCGUUCGUAAUGGAGGGUGUGAAGAAUUUAGUAGUAAAACGACAUAAUCUACCGGUGACGAAAAUCACCGAACAGCUAAUGGAUUGCCGUGCGGGUGGCGAAGUCGACGAUUACCUAUAUCUUGAUCCGAAGCUGUUGAAAGGCGGUGAUGUCGUGCCCAAGAAUCGGGCUCCAUUCCAGGAUGCAAUCGUGUUCAUGGUUGGCGGUGGCAACUAUAUCGAGUAUCAGAAUUUGGUGGAUUUCAUCAAAUCAAAGCAAUCCUCCAGCGGUAAUCGAAGGAUAAUUUACGGAGCGUCGACACUGACCAAUGCGAAGCAAUUUCUGAAACAGUUGUCCUUGCUGGGGCAGGAAAUCGGUGGAGCAUAACCUACUGGGGCGGGUGGUUGAGAGUGGCUGGAUGGGUUUCUAGAGUACUACUGCAACAGUUACAUUUGUUAGUUUGCUCGUAGCAAAAAACAGAUUAUAUAAUAAAUAUUAUACUUUCCAGCUUCGUUAUAUAGAAACUCUAA